Messenger RNA from Lindgomyces ingoldianus, 1595 nucleotides. RefSeq names its product sarcosine oxidase. Bases 42 to 1379 code for a protein of 445 amino acids. Gene Ontology annotation, molecular function: L-pipecolate oxidase activity; sarcosine oxidase activity; flavin adenine dinucleotide binding. The record is from RefSeq and is a predicted model, not a curated record. NCBI's taxonomy places the organism in Eukaryota, Fungi, Ascomycota, Dothideomycetes, Pleosporales, Lindgomycetaceae. The transcript has 3 exons.
CUGGGUGCUGAUCUUUCCAUUUCCGCUUGGCGAUAUCUAGCAUGGGCUUGCUUUGGUCCAGUAGUGUCACUAUCCCUUCCUCUGUCCUUAUCAUUGGAAGUGGGGUCUUCGGGCUAUCUACCGCAUAUUCCCUCUGCAAAAAUCCACUCUUCGAUAAUACUUCCAUUACGCUCGUCGACCGACAGCCAUUUCCAUCUCCGGAUGGCUCAAGUAUCGACACAUCCCGCAUCGUCCGCCCAGACUACGCCUCCCCUCCAUACACACGCCUCGCCUCUGCAGCCCAAUCCCUCUGGCGCACAACCUUCGCGCCCCAACAUUACCACGAAAACGGGCUCUGCAUAACCGCUUCUGGCUCCGAGGAAAAGUACGUUUCGUCCUCUCUUGCCAAUGUCCAAGCUCUUGGAACGGGCAAAAUCGAAGUUCUCAAGAACUCGGAUGACGUCAAAAGAGUUACCGGAACAGAAAACGCCAGCGGAAGCGCAGGCUACAUUAACUGGAGUUCGGGAUGGGUGGAUGCUGAAGGCGCUAUGCGAUGGCUACACUCCAAAAUUUCACAGCUAAACCGCGUUAAUUUCCUUACUGGCACAGUAACAAAGCUGUUAAUCAACCACACCACCCACGCCGUAUCCGGCGCGCAUCUCCAAGACGGCAGAACCCUCACCGCAUCCUUAACCAUCCUCUCUGCCGGCGCCUGGACUCCCUCCCUUCUCGACCUGCGCGGUAUUGCAAACGCAACCGGCCAAGUCCUCGUAUACCUCCCAAUCACCCCCUCCGAAGAAUCCCGUCUCGCAACCCUCCCCACACUACUCAACCUCUCUACCGGACUAUUCCUCAUCCCACCUUCCCAAGGCCUGCUUAAAAUCGCCCGACAUGGCCAUGGCUACGCAAACCCAACCACAAUUCCACACCCGGAAUCCGCAAACCCCAGCGACACAAUAACCGUCUCUCUACCCCCUCACUCCGCCUCGCACUCCCAAUCCGUCCCCCAAGAAGGCGAAUCUGCAUGUCGAGCGUUUCUAUCCCACGUCUAUCCCUCUCUCUCGUACACCUCCUCCUCCUCCUCUCGCCCAUUUACGAAAACUCGUGUAUGCUGGUAUACCGACACGCAGACUGGAGAUUUCCUGAUCUCAUAUCACCCAAAAUAUACGGGGUUGUUCGUUGCAACAGGCGGGUCUGGUCAUGCAUUUAAGUUCCUGCCUGUGAUUGGGGAUAAGAUUGUGGAGUGUGUGUUGGGCAAUACGCCGGAGGAUUUCCGCGGGAAGUGGGAGUGGCCUGUGAAGAGAGUGUCGGAGGAAUUAUGGGAAGGGGAUGGGAGUAGGGGUGGUCCCAUUGGAAUGGUGUUGGGAGAGGAGAUGGCGAAGAUAGAGAGUAAGCUGUAAGGAGGGUGAAGGCUCAGGAGGAAAGAUGUUAGGCCUUGUGUGGAUGGGCGCAAGGCGAUGGGCGCAAGGCAAUGGGCGCAAGGCAAUGGGCGCAUGGCAAUAGGCGCAAGGAAAUGGGCAUCGCGGGGAGGAGGGGCAUUAGGAUGGUGGCGUCAGAAGCGGCGACAUACAUGGCAAGUGGAACACAUCAGUGGUUGGCAUCAUCCAACAAGAUAG